This is a messenger RNA of Penicillium soppii, 1587 nucleotides long. RefSeq lists its product as uncharacterized. The record is from RefSeq and is a predicted model, not a curated record. The transcript has a single exon. Lineage: Eukaryota; Fungi; Ascomycota; Eurotiomycetes; Eurotiales; Aspergillaceae. The coding region runs from base 1 to 1587 and encodes 528 amino acids.
AUGAAGGAUAUUUCGAAAACCAAGCGCAUCCGAGACCUUCCUCUAGCGGCAUGCGCAGCUUUCAAUGAAGGCCUCGGCGGCUCUAUACCAGAUUUAUGUUAUGAAGACACCAGGAAAGAAGUGUUAUACAUCAUUCACAGCUGGGGAGAAGGCCGCGAUGGAGGCAACAAUUGUAUCUUUUGGCUAAGUGGAAUGGCAGGCACUGGGAAAUCAACAAUUGCUCGGACCGUUGCACGCGAAUUCAACGAUAAGGGGCAUCUCGGGGCCAGCUUUUUCUUUUCAAGGGGCAAGCAAGAUAGAGGUGAAAGUGAAAAAUUCUUCUCGAGUCUUGCUCGCGGUCUUUCCGCAACGAUCCCUGGAUUCGAUAUUUGCUUGUACCAAAGCAUUCCCGAAUACGAUGAAAUACAUCACAGGAGCUUGAAGGAACAAUGGAACACACUUAUCUUUCAGCCCCUCAAAUCUCUGGCGUCGUCAUUGCUGGUGCCCCUUCAUUUGGUGCUUGUCAUAGAUGGACUAGAUGAAUGCAAAGGUACCAAAGCCGUUCCUGCUAUCAUCAGUCUUCUUUUGGAGGCUCGAUCUCUCGAGCGGAUUCAUCUGAAGAUAUUUGUCACCAGUCGAAAUGAGAAACACAUUGUUGAAAGCCUUAUAGAAAGGUCGGAUGUGACUCAUUUGUCGCUGGAGGAAGGCGUGGGAGCAAGGAAUACCGAACGUGAUAUUUCCAUCUACGUGAAAUCCAUGCUUUCGGAGAUUGCAACCGAGAACAAGUUGAUAGAUUGGCCACAGGAGGCACAAACCGACCAACUCUUGCAAUUUUGUGGCCGGUUAUUCAUCGCUGCAGCUACAGCAUGUCGGUUUCUUCAAGAUAGCCACUUUCCAGAAGAGAAGAUCGUGUCAUUUCUCAAUACUGAGAGAACAUCAAACUAUGGCACAGGUCCUCUUGAUGAUAUGUAUCGGCAUCUUAUUGAUGCGGCAGCUGAUUGCUCUGACAAGGACACUUUCAUCGAGUACUUCCCUAUUGUUGUGGGGACUAUCCUUGUCGCCAAAGAGCCAGUCUCAGUAUUGGAUUUGGAAAGUCUACUCGGCUUAUCCUCCAAGCUGAUCCAUUUUAUACUGGACCGUCUGAGAUCUGUGUUGAUUGUUCCUGCUAAUGCUCCCAUUCAACUCUUCCAUCUUUCAUUCCGUGAAUUCCUCAUUGAUAAAUCAAGAUGCCAAGAUAAGAGAUUCUUUAUUGAUGAAGACAAAGUCCACAGGAGAUCAUUUGAAUACUGCUUGAAACUGAUUUCUGGGUGUAUCAAGAAGGAUAUAUGUGCAAUAAAUCAUCCAGGCACACUCCUUUCCGAAAUCGACAAAGACAGGAUCUUGGAACAUGUUCCUUGGGUUACUCGAUAUGGCUGUCAAUAUUGGGCUUCACAUUUGAAUGAUGCCAGUAUUACCCCAUCAGAUACUGAGGCAAUUGACAUAGCCUUGAAAUUUCUUCAUGACCAUCUUCUGCAUUGGAUCGAAACCCUGGCCCUUCUCGGAAGAAUGGAUGACGCCGUGCAUGGAACUGCGAACUUGAAAAGAAUUCCAGUGGCGAGUAAAUUCUAG